UCCUUGCGAGAAAGUUACCUGUGGCCGCCCAAGUCCGCCACUUUCUGCUCUGUGUCUGCCCAUUGCCACGAUCCAGGAGGACUCCGCGCCGCCCGGCCGCCUCCGAGCUCGGGCCCCAUGUGAGGGGCCCCCCCUUAUCCCACCUUUCCGGCUAGGUGAGGGCGCGAGCGGGCGAGCGAGCGAGAGUGGUGAGGGGGGACGGAAAAGCAGAAUUACCUGUAGCUCUUGUUCUGCCAUCUCGGGCGCUCUCACACACCUUCACCUGCACAGACUUGAAAGUCCAGUUUCACCAGAGGCUGAGGCUCCAGGAAAAGGGGAGCGAGUUCAUUGGAUCAAACAUGUCACAAGAGUCGGACAAGUAAGUGGAUCACACGCGCCGGCUGCUGCUGCUACCACUUUGGGCUGAUGGCAACUGUAAUAAAAGACUAGUGGCCUUAGUGCCCAUGCCCAGUGACCCUCCGUUCAACACCCGAAGAGCCUACACCAGCGAGGAUGAAGCCUGGAAGUCGUACCUGGAGAACCCCCUGACCGCGGCCACCAAGGCGAUGAUGAGCAUCAACGGGGACGAGGACAGUGCUGCGGCCCUGGGCCUGCUCUACGACUACUACAAGGUUCCUCGAGACAAGAGGUUGCUGUCUGUCAGCAAAGCAAGUGACAAUCAAGAAGACCAGGAUAAAAGAAACUGUCUUGGCACCAGUGAAGCUCAGAAUAAUUUGAGCGGAGGAGAAAACCGAGUGCAGGUCCUAAAGACUGUUCCAGUGAACCUUUCCCUAAAUCAAGAGCACCUGGAGAAUUCAAAGCGGGAACAGUACAGCGUCAACAUCGCUGAGAGCCCCGCCCUCAUCCCGGUGUCAGGAAUCACCGUGGUCAAGGCUGAGGAUUUCACGCCGGUGUUCAUGACCCAGCCUGGGCACUACACCCGGGGAGACGGGGAGGAGCAGCGCGUGGUUAUCUUUGAACAGACUCAGUACGACCUGCCCUCCAUAGCCACCCACAGCACCUAUCUCAAGGACGACCAGCGCAGCACCCCGGACAGCACCUACAGCGAGGGCUUCAAAGACGGUAGCACCGAGAAAUUUCGGAGUGCUUCGGUUGGGGCUGAGGAGUACAUGUAUGACCAGACAUCAGGCGGCACAUUUCAGUACACCCUGGAAGCCACCAAAUCUCUCCGUCAGAAGCAGGGGGAGGGCCCCAUGACCUACCUCAACAAAGGACAGUUCUAUGCCAUAACGCUCAGUGAGACCGGUGAUAACAAAUGCUUCCGACAUCCCAUCAGCAAAGUCAGGAGCGUGGUGAUGGUGGUCUUCAGCGAAGACAAGAACCGAGACGAACAGCUGAAGUACUGGAAGUACUGGCACUCGCGGCAGCACACAGCAAAGCAGAGGGUCCUGGACAUCGCUGAUUACAAGGAGAGCUUUAAUACCAUUGGCAACAUCGAAGAGAUCGCCUAUAAUGCUGUCUCCUUUACCUGGGACGUGAACGAAGAGGCCAAGAUUUUCAUCACUGUGAAUUGCCUGAGUACAGAUUUCUCCUCCCAGAAAGGAGUGAAAGGACUUCCUUUGAUGAUUCAGAUUGAUACAUACAGUUAUAAUAAUCGAAGCAAUAAACCCAUUCACAGAGCUUAUUGCCAGAUCAAGGUCUUCUGUGACAAAGGAGCAGAAAGAAAAAUCCGAGAUGAAGAGAGGAAGCAGAACAGGAAGAAAGGGAAAGGCCAGCCCUCCCAAACCCAAUGCAACAACUCCUCUGAUGGGAAGUUGGCCGCCAUACCUUUACAGAAGAAAAGUGACAUCACCUACUUCAAAACCAUGCCGGAUCUGCACUCACAGCCCGUCCUCUUCAUACCUGAUGUUCACUUUGCAAACCUGCAGAGGACUGGACAGGUGUAUUACAACACAGAUGAUGAGCGAGAAGGCAGCGUCCUUGUUAAACGGAUGUUCAGGCCCAUGGAAGAGGAGUUUGGUCCAGCACCUUCUAAGCAGAUGAAAGAAGAAGGGAUAAAGCGAGUGCUCUUGUAUGUGAGGAAGGAGACAGAUGACGUGUUUGAUGCUUUGAUGCUGAAAUCUCCCACAGUGAAGGGCCUGAUGGAUGCGAUCUCUGAGAAGUACGGGCUGCCCGUGGAGAAGAUAGCAAAGCUGUACAAGAAAAGCAAAAAAGGCAUCUUGGUGAACAUGGAUGACAACAUCAUUGAGCACUACUCCAACGAGGACACCUUCAUCCUCAACAUGGAGAGCAUGGUGGAAGGCUUCAAGAUCACACUCAUGGAGAUCUGAGCUCUGAGCUCAGUGUCCCCUUGGCAGGAGCUCUCGGCAUGUUCCUCCCUGGGAGAGAUGGGGCCCCCUGCUGCCCCAGAACCCAGAGGCCCAUCUCACCCAUCUCGUACCUGCUGUUACAAGACUGCGCUGGGAAGCCGGGCGAGGCCAAAGUCUCCGCUGAUUGUCAGAGUGCUGGACCCAUCCACCAGCUCACCCUGUAUGGCUGAAGCCUGCGCCCCUCACGAAGCUGCCUUGGGCCUGUGGGUCCUUAUUUAUUGCCCACCUUUUUCCAGAGCCUGGAGUUCAGGCCCACUGGGACUCUACAGGUCACUGCUGGCUCCAUAUGAGACCGUCCAGAGUCCCCUUUCAAGAGAAACACAACCUGUCCACUCAUCCCAAAGAGUCUGAAAAGUCCUUGCUCCUUCUUUCUCUCCUCUACAUCUCUGGAGUGACUGGACAAAGUGAGCUCCUUCUUGAUGAAGUAGUCACAGGUGGGCUAAGAGAAGGAUGCCCUCUCCCUGGUUAAAAACCCUUAGGUUGCUCUGGGGAAGGCCAUCUUGCUAAACACCUCCAGGGGAUCCCAGCAAGUGACCACUGGGCCUUAUCCCAGAGGACAUUCAGCUACCAUGUAGGGGGGAAGGAACACAGACAAUAUGCCAGACGGCCAUGUACAUAUUGUUUAUAAUAUUGCAAUAAUAUAUUUUACCUGUGGUGUGUGGGCAUGUUUAAUGCCACCGGCCUAGGAGAGGCACACACCCCGAGACUCAGAGCUUUCUGCCUCUGCACCUGUUGACGCAUGCUGGGCUAGGGCCUUUGAGGUAUUUGUGACUAUGCCCAGUACCAAGAUGGAUAUUCCACUGGGCACGUCUGGGGAGACUUGUUCCCUAUCCCCAAAGAGAGCGCCCUGUCUGUGGGCAUCACUUUCCCUCGAGGCCACAGUGUUUGUCUCAUGCCAAUAUGCUGUGCUGGACUCUUCCUUUGAGCUCUCUUGCAGGAAAGACCAUACUGUCUGAGGUCCUAACUUCUCUGGCUUUGGUAUGGGCACAGCCUGAGCUUUGUGGAGAGACUGUGCAGGGGUUUUCAUAGGGCCCCGUCACUGGAACCUGCUGCAAAGCUCCUUGGCCAUCCUAAGACUCCCGGACACUAUGUAGUGCCUCACAGUUUACAAGCAUGUCCUUCAUCUCAAGUGGCCCCUUUAAAAGCCCAACUGCAGUGCUGAGAGUCGUGCCAACAGCUCAGCUCUGAAUUGCAGGCCCGGGCUUCCUCCUGUGCCUGAAGACUGGAAUGGGAGGGAUUAUCUGCCACUGCUUCUAGGUGUGAGUUUUUGAGGAACUGAGUGAGUUAGCAAGAAAGCCCCAGGAACCCUGGCUCUUCUGAUGCCAGCCUCAGGAGGAGACUGGGAGAGAGGAGGCCUUGUCCCCUCUGCACGUGCCGUGGGAGGUGAAGAGGAGAAAGACCAGAGCUUGAACCCAAGCAUCCAAGAAGGAUGCAUUGCUGUGGGCCACUCUUCUCUUAGAGGGCACGGGUAGGGGUUUAUGGGUUUGUAGGCUGAAGCACUAGAUUUUGUAGCCACACCCAAGGCCCAGAUGUAGGACAAACUCCGCAUAAAGGUUCAGAUUUGUUCGUAAAGCACUUUGACGUCUUACCUGCAGGUCCCAUGCUCAGUGCUCCUGCCCUCUCCCCUCAUGCCUCUGAGGCCCAGAGCAGGAGGGCGAGCUGCCUGUAGCCCAGCUAUUGCUCCUUGAGGCUGCAGAGGAAUGGAAUGGAGUGGAGAGCAGACGACAUGCCCAAGAGGAUCCCAGGGGUGUUAAGGGGGCACCUUAUCGUGUGUCUCCUGGACAUGUUACCCAUCCCAGUGGUGCCAAAGGUUUGCAUGCUGGGUUCAGCUCUGCUCCAUUCUGUUCCCUCAUCCUACAUACACUCCAGCUGCCACAUACUGGACCUGAAGCUUAGGGACCAUCCUGGGUAUUAAUGGGGCUCUGUUCUGAGAUGAACAGAUUCAGCAUUGGAAAUACACGGUGUACUAUGCACUUGCCAUGCUCCUUGGGGUUAGGAAUCAUUUCCAGCAUGAUUGGCAGGACUGAUGGUUGAGCAUAGAACGCCAGAGUAGGGAAAAGGCCAAAUCUGUGGCACCUGACAGGCUACACACCCUCCUCUCUCCAGCCCCUGUUUACUGGUCUCAUUCUAGACAGAAAAUGAAUUAGAAAGGCUUUGAAUUUGUCCUAAGUCCCUGAGCAGUCACUAGGGUGGCCAGGCUAAAGAUAUGAGACCAGUGUCACCAAAGAGUGGUGUGGCACGUCAGGUCCCAUCUGACCACCUCCCUCUGCAUUCUCAGAGUGACUGGUCGUUAGCUUCCAUGUCAGCCUCACUGUGUAAGCAGAGCUUUGAUGAGCACGUUUCCCAAGCAGAAACACUCCAGAAAGAUAGGAAAACUUGCCUCCUCUUUUUUUCUGUUCCCGUAAUCAUACCCAAAUAAAUAAGCUUCUUUUUUUUUU
Molecule: messenger RNA, 4747 nt
Organism: Sciurus carolinensis (gray squirrel)
Lineage: Eukaryota; Metazoa; Chordata; Mammalia; Rodentia; Sciuridae
Gene: Grhl2
Product: grainyhead like transcription factor 2
Exons: 16
Coding region: 444-2270 (608 amino acids)
Biological process (GO): brain development; neural tube development; regulation of transcription by RNA polymerase II
Cellular component (GO): nucleus
Molecular function (GO): RNA polymerase II cis-regulatory region sequence-specific DNA binding; DNA-binding transcription activator activity, RNA polymerase II-specific
Source: RefSeq, a predicted model, not a curated record